Molecule: messenger RNA, 1302 nt
Organism: Symbiodinium necroappetens
Lineage: Eukaryota; Dinophyceae; Suessiales; Symbiodiniaceae
Source: the annotation of a GenBank genome assembly
AUGCUGUCGCCCUCUCUGCAGCGAUGGCGGCACCGUCCGCAGGAAGCGACCAAGGUCCUCGCAAGCCUGGCAACGAUGAGGCGCAUAUCCCUGGCGGGCGACGUCUUGACGCUAAUGCAGAAGAACCUAGUGGAAUGCAAUGUGUUUCACUUCACUGCCUAUGUUGGUGCCUGCGAAAAGUCGGGCCAAUGGACCUGGGCAGUUCGGACUUUAAAGCUCAUGCAGACGUUGCCGGCUGCACCGAAUGUGUACACCUUCAGUUCUGCAAUGAACGCUUGUGAGAGCAGAUCUUGCUGGACACAAGCUGCCUUCCUCCUGUCCGAGAUGAGACUUGCAGCGAUUGAGCCGAACGUCGUCACAUGCGCUUGCUCAUCCUCUGCUUGUGAAAAGGCAACUGAGUGGCAAUCGGUGCUUGUGUUGCUGUCGACAAUUGCUACGAUCCAGGUGCGCAAGGACGUGAUAUGCGUCAACAGCGCGAUUAGUGCAUGCGAGAAGGUUGGCAAAUGGCAGUCGGCACUGUGCCUGCUGACACACAUGGAAGAGGAACGCCUCCUCGCCACACUCGUCGGGUUUAAUGCAGCGAUCAGUGCAUGUGACAAGGCUGGAUUCUGGCAAGGGGCACUUCAGCUUUUGGCAGCGAUGCCACUGGCACAGUUCAAGCCGGAUACGAUUAGCUACAAUGCAGCUAUCAGCGCAUGUGCGGGCAGCGGUGAAUGGCAGCAUGCGCUGCACAUAUUGGAGCAGCUGAAGACAUCAGAGCAUGCCGCAGAUGUCAUCAGUUACAGUGGUGCUAUUUCUGCACUGGACAGCAGCAGAUGGCAGCUGGCAUUACUUCUUUUCUACGACAUGACGACAGCCCGAGUCUCCCCAGACCUGAUCGGCUUCAGCUGUGCCAUCAGCGCAUGUGAGCGAGGUGCGGCUUGGAGGGAUGCCUUCGUCCUCGUCCGGUCAAUGCCGAGCCGCGGGCUGCAGCCGAAUCUGCCCUGCUUCAGCAGUGCAAUCAGUGCUUCCAGUGCUGUGGCCCAAUGGGACAGAGCCUUGACACUGCUCUGCAAUCUUGAAGACCCCAAUGCCACGGAUCUGUUCUGUAGCAAUUCUGCAAUUCUGGCAUGUGGGCGAGGCUUGCAGUGGCAGCCGGCUCUACACAUAUUCGAAACCAUGCCGCAGCACGAUGUCGUCAGCUGCUCCAGCGCCGUUCCGGUGUGCGACUUCGGCAUCCAACAUCUGCAUUUAGCAAAGCUGCUUGAGGAAGGAGAUCGCAAAGCCGUGGGCUUCUUCCACGACCUGCACUUUGGGAUGUAA